Thalassophryne amazonica is the source of this 3959-nucleotide messenger RNA. RefSeq names its product ataxin 2 (gene atxn2). The record is from RefSeq and is a predicted model, not a curated record. Gene Ontology annotation, biological process: cytoplasmic stress granule assembly. The transcript has 26 exons. Gene Ontology annotation, molecular function: RNA binding. Lineage: Eukaryota; Metazoa; Chordata; Actinopteri; Batrachoidiformes; Batrachoididae. Gene Ontology annotation, cellular component: cytoplasmic stress granule. Bases 386 to 3811 code for a protein of 1141 amino acids.
UGUUAGCAACAGACACAACUCGAGAGAUAGCUGUAAACCCGUUUUCAUAGAGUCGUUAUACACAUAUUUGUUAUUAGGGUUACAUAUCAAAGUGACAAGAGGCGAAACAUACGUGUUAACCCCUUAACAGUGAUUGACGCCUGUUGUCUUUUUAAAAAAAAAAAAAAAAAAACAUUUAUAAUUUUGUCCUGUUUUAUUAGGAAUUGUACAUAGAGCUAAUUUAGCUAGCGACUGUUAGCUGGAUACGUUCAUAGCGUAGCCUCUGCUUCUGAAAACACGCUGACAUUAGCUUCUUAGCUCGGACUGCUAACAUCAGCAAGCUGCCACACAACCGUUUGCGGAACGAAGCUGGUCGAUUUGAAGCGCCGUUGUUUAUGGGAUCACCAUGUCAAUGAAGGCCGGUGGAAAUCGCAGCAAGCCCGGCGGCGGCAGUGUUGGUGGUGCCGCCGCCUCAGGUGCCGGAGGAAGCGGCGGGGGAAGACAGAACCUGGGCAGAGGACGGCACAGUGGUAAAGGUCCUGCAGCAGUAAUUUUCAAUGGUGUUUAUGCCAAUAUGAGGAUGGUCCAUGUCUUGACUUCAGUGGUGGGGACCAAGUGUGAGCUGAAAGUAAAGGACGGAGCAGUCUAUGAAGGAGUAUUUAAGACAUACGGUCCAGAGGUAACAGCAUUCAAAAAGUGUGACCUGGUAUUGGAUGCAGCGCACCGAAAGAGCCUGGACCCAAGUAUAGGCCCUAGGAAAGAGGAUAUUGUGGAAACCAUCAUUUUCAAGGCCUCAGAUGUUGUAGUCGUGACCUUCAAAGAUGUGGACUUCAAUUUUGCCAGGAAAGUUUCCUCUGACACAGACAACUUUACAGAUGCAGCAGUUAGUGGUCGGAUAAAUGGUGAGCAUAAAGACAAAGAUCUAGAGCCCUGGGAUGGAGGAGACACCCAUAACUCUGAUAGUCUUGAGUCUCUAGAUACUGAUGUGUCAAAUGGAUGGGACCCCAAUGACAUGUUCAAGUACAAUGAGGAAAAGUAUGGAGUCUUAUCUACAUAUGACAGCAGUCUGUCCACAUAUACGGUCCCCUUGGAACGAGACAACUCAGAGGAGUUCCUCAAGAGGGAAGCCCGUGCAGCUCAGCUUGCAGAGGAAAUUGAGGCCAGUGCCACUUAUAAGGCACGUGUAGCUCUGGAAAAUGAUGACCGCUCUGAGGAGGAGAAAUACACCGCUGUGGUGCGAGGAGAAAGAGACACCCACGCACUAAGCAGGGACAACAAGUACAUUCCCCCAUGUCAGAGAAACAGGGAGGCACUGUGGGGGCCAGGACGUCAGAAUUCACCUCGUCUUGCUCAGAGCGCAGUUGGACAUUCAACGAACCGGUCAGGACCUCAUGAUUACAGCCCCAGCUCUGGGGCUGAUCAGAGGGUUGUAAAUGGAGGUUCGUCCCAUUGGCCCUCACCUUGUCCGUCUCCUUCUUCGCGUCCCCUCUCUCGUUACCAGUCUGGCCCCUCCACCCUACCGCCUCGGGCGACCACGCCCACCAGACCACCUUCCAGACCUCCCUCUCGUCCUUCCAGGCCCCUCUCUCAUUCGUCACACUCCUCUUAUCCCUCCCCCUCAUCUCUUUUUCCCCACCAUGGGCUCAACUCGUCCACCUGCACUGUGCCCAAACGCAUGUCUUCAGAAGGUCCACCACGGAUGUCUCCAAAAUCUCAGCGGACACCCCGUUCUCAUAGAGUGCCCCCAUGCAGGACCACUACGGUGCCCCCAGGAGUGGACUUAAUUUCUCAGAAUACUGCAGGAGAUCUUCCAGUAAAUCCACCAACAAGGAACAACUCCUCUGGAGGAACUUGGUCCUCUGUUGUCAGUGGAGCACACAGACCUCGCUCCCCACGACAGAGUAGCACGGGUGGAGCAUCAUCUGGCUCUUCCUCCCUCCCAUCGGCACAAAUGGGAACAGCUCCUGUGGACCCUGGGACACCAUCUUCAGUUUCUCCCUCCGCUGCUAGCCCUGUUCCUAAUAUGGUCCCCUCUCCAUCAGGAGAAGUGAAAGAUUAUCAUGUCCAAGACACAAGACAGACAUCCCCGAUAACCAACAAGGAGAAUGUCAAACCUGUGGACAGCACCCCAAAUAUAAUUAGACAACCUUGUAAAGGACCUUCUUCCAUGGCACCAGACCACAGAAAACAAAUAGACAAUUUAAAGAAAUUUAGUGUAGAUUUUAGGUUGCAGUCCAGUUCAAACCCAGAUCCUGCCUUUGACCUGAUGAUGACCAAACCUCCCAGAGAUCCUGCAGACAAGCUUAAAGACCUUCCCCUGGUUAAAGCUUCCACCGGGGUCACUGAAGAGGGUGUGGUGGUUAUAACUGCUGGCACCCCUGGGGGUCCACUGGCUCAUUCCAACACCACAAACAACAGUAAACCUGGCAGCCCGGCCACAUUGUCCCCAUCUCCUUCAGUCCCAGACCAGAAGAGGGCUGGCCUGGAUGUGACAUCACAGUCGGUUCAGACAACAGCCACGUCUACAUUAAGCGGGCCAAAGCAUGAGGAGAAGGAGGAAAAAAAGGAGGCAGUACAAGAUCAAGUAAGAAAAUCAACGCUAAACCCAAAUGCCAAUGAGUUCAAACCCAGGUUCAAUACGCAGCCAAAACCAGCCAAUGCCCCUACGCCCCCUCGGCCCCAGGGCCAGCCCAGCCCCUCUAUUGUAGUCCAGCAGCCUCCUGCUGUCUAUGGCCAACCAGUCUGCUUCCCACAGAUGUAUCCCCUCACACCAGUCAGUCCUGGAGUGCAGAAAAGCAUAAUAUGGAAGUCUCCAGCAGCUAUGUACCAGGUUCAGGUGCCCCAUAUGACGGUCAGCCAGUCUAAACCCUACAGAUCAGGUAAAGUUCCUAACAUGGCCCAACAGAGGUCAGACCAGCACCAUCCACCAGGCACGCCCACCAUGAUGCACCCAGCAACAGCAGCAGGCCCACCCAUUGUAGCACCAAGUCCCGCCUACUCCACCCAGUACUUUACCUGCAGCCCGCAGCAGUUCACCAGUCAGCCUCUGGUCCAGCAGAUGCCACAUUAUCAGUCGCAGGCACAGCAUGUUUUCAGUCCAGUAAUGCAGGGCAGUGCCAGGAUGAUGGCGCCUCCUACACACGGCCAACCCAGCCUGGUCUCCUCCUCCACUACACAGUACCAAGAGCAGACACACACUAUGUAUGUGCCAUAUCGUGUCUUUACCACAGUGUCUCCAGGCCCAAUGCCUCAGCAGUAUCCCCACCCUAGUGCCACCUUGCACCCUCACCCCCAGCACCCACAGCCCUCUGCCACACCUACGGGUCAGGGCCAGCAGGCUGGACCCCCGCAGCACGGAGGUCCUCCGAGCCACCCGGCUACCAGCCCUGUCCAGCAUCCACAGGCAGCAGUGGCGGCCGCAGCAGCCCAAGCCCUCCACCUGGCCAACCAGCCGCCGCAGCAGCAGAUGUACUCGGCCUUGGCCCCCACGCCCCCCUCCAUGACUCCAGGGCCGAACCCCCAGUCUCCCCAGGCAUCAUUCCCAUCUGCACAGCAGACCGUCUACAUCCACCCGCAGCAGGUGCAGCACAGCUACAACCCCAACCACAUGGCACACGUGCAGCAGGCCCACAUGCAGUCUGGCAUCGUGCCGUCACACCACCCUGCGCCUUCCCAUCCCCCGAUGAUGCUGAUGGCUACACAGGGGCCUCCAGGAGGUCCACAGCCACCCUUGCCCCAGACGGCCCUCAACCCCAUCCCAGUGUCCUCCACAACACAUUUCUCCUACCUGGCACAUCCACAGGUGCAACCUCAUCAUCAGCAGCAGCUGUAGAAAGAGGGCGCCAUUGAGCUGAGGGCGCCACUCUGCAUCACCCUUAUGACCCAGAGUCUUGAGGAGCAGGUGGUGAAGAGAGCGAGAGCCUCCCUCUCUCCUCAUCCACACCGGACACGCUUCACAUCCGCUUUUCUUGCCCCCGCUC